CUUCUAACUCAACGUUAUAAUUUUAUACUUGAAAUAUGCCUGCGUCUAUGACCUCUUAGUAAGAUUGUUGCCGUUUGAGGGGCAAAAACUGCAUAUGCGUCUCUUUUCUACAACACCAAGACCUGUUCCUGACCUAAAAUUUAGAUACACAUUUGUUUUUUUUCAGGUUCACUAUGCCUCCGUAACGUGCACGUAGUGGUGCCGGAGGCGGUGGAGCGAGGGUCUAAAGUGGAGAUGAAGUGCCUCUAUGACCUCGAGCAGGAGGUCCUAUACUCCGUCAAAUGGUACCGCGGGGACCGAGAGUUCUGUCGAUACUCCCCGAGGGAUGUACCCCCACUGAAGAUAUUCCGGAUACCUGGUAUCGAAGUUGACAAAGAGGCGACUGAUGCGGAAAAGCUAACGAUCCAGGCAUCAACACAGACGGCCAGCGGUCGUUACACGUGCGAGGUGUCGGCGGACGCGCCGUCCUUCCAGACAGCGCAAGUGCACACGCACAUGUAUGUCGUUGUUCUACCAAAGUCUGGGCCGUCGAUGCACGGGCUAAAGCGGCGGUACAGGCCCGGCAUGAAGCUAAAAGUGGAGUGCAUCAGUCGCCACUCCCUGCCCGCCGCCAACCUUUCCUUUUUCAUCAAUAACGAUGCGGCGCUGAGUCAGCACGUCCUGCACCGCGUGGACGGUGAGACCGUUGGCGGGCCCAUGACCGCCUACAGCACAAUACAGUUCGUUGUACAAAAACAUCACUUCGUCAGAGGGAAAAUUAAGAUUCGGUGUACAGCAAGCAUAUACUCCAUAUACCUGCAAAGCUUAGAAAAGAGUGCCGAAGAGGAGAGGAUACGGACCACUCCCGUCAGCCUCCCAGAGGUGCACGAAGCAGUAGUUUACUCUAUACAUCGCCUGCCAGAAAACAAUGGCUGCAAGAAGUCGGGGAGCACAUCAACUACAGUGAAAAUAAUUCUUCUGUUAACAUACCUUCUUCCUAACGUUCUAAGAUAAUUUCAUGUAUGUUUAUUAGUUAGUAACAAUUUAUAAUCGCCUAUGUUCUUACGAACGUAUAGAACUAAAGAUCCUGUUUCUAUGACUGAUAAAUUCUUCACUAUAUUUUCACUGUUAAUAUCUUGUAGUUGUGCCAACCCGAAUUUAUGUAUUUCAUUAAAUGGAAUACACCAAAUACGAUUCUAAUUUUCUUAAUACCUCGGAGCAAUUAGUUCAAUGAAGUCUUGAAUCUCCUACAAAACGGAUCAUAAAGUAAAUAAUAUAAGUUUCAUCAGAGUAAACAUAAUUCGAUUUGGUUAUUUAGAUUGAUUAUACAUUUCUAAUUUCCAUUAUGUUUAUUUAGUAAUAUUAAGAAGAAAUGGACCUGGUACCUAAGGAGUUUUAUGUAUAAGCCUAGGUAUGUAUAUAUGUACAUAUGUAUGUGCUCAAAUACUUUAAAUAAAUAAUGAGA
Molecule: messenger RNA, 1444 nt
Organism: Trichoplusia ni (cabbage looper)
Lineage: Eukaryota; Metazoa; Arthropoda; Insecta; Lepidoptera; Noctuidae
Exons: 6
Coding region: 235-993 (252 amino acids)
Source: RefSeq, a predicted model, not a curated record